ACGUGAUGCAAAGAGUGACGUAAGAGGAAGAAGUCGCCAUUAGAGGGAGGCGGAGAGACGGUUGUGAGUCCUUGGCCUGUCAUACACGCAGCUUGUAACCUGACAGCCCGUGUUUGGUGUCUGUGCUUCCGGGGUGUUGUGUCAGGAGACCGGGGCUGCUUGUGGCCUUCAGUGCGGCCUGGGCCCCGUGUGUCGGUUUGGUUACCUGCUCCGACAGUCUCCAUGGCGGCGGGAGGAGGAGCUGGAGCUAGCAAGACGUACUCGUUCAAGGUGGUGCUGCUCGGGGAGGGCUGUGUCGGGAAGACCUCGCUGGUGCUGCGGUAUUGCGAAAACAAGUUCAACGACAAACACAUCACCACCCUCCAGGCAUCUUUUUUAACGAAGAAGUUAAAUAUCGGUGGCAAAAGAGUGAAUCUUGCGAUAUGGGAUACUGCAGGUCAAGAAAGAUUCCAUGCACUUGGUCCUAUCUACUACAGAGACUCAAAUGGUGCUAUUUUAGUGUAUGAUAUUACAGACGAGGACUCUUUUCAGAAGGUUAAAAACUGGGUGAAGGAGCUAAGAAAAAUGCUGGGGAAUGAAAUCUGUUUGUGUAUAGUAGGCAACAAAGUAGACUUGGAAAAAGAAAGACAUGUCUCCAUUCAAGAAGCAGAAGCGUAUGCCGAAUCUGUGGGAGCAAAGCACUAUCACACUUCAGCCAAACAGAAUAAAGGAAUUGAAGAACUGUUCCUGGAUCUUUGUAAAAGAAUGAUUGAAACUGCACAGGUAGAUGAACGUGCUAAAGGAAAUGGCCCAAGUCAGUCGGCGACUGCAAGAAGAGGAGUACAGAUUGUAGAUGAUGAACCACAGGCACAGAGUGCUGGAGGAUGCUGUUCUGGAUAACCGUAUAAACUAUGUGGAGAUUUUCCCCAUCCAGGAGAUUGCCAUGUUCUACGUCACACAUUCUUUUACUGGCGGAGUAAUAGAAUUUAACAGUAUUGUAAAAGCCUUUAACAAAGCAGAGACCAAGUGCUAUACUAGUGGAGUUUGUGACCAGAGAAUUGGCGUUUUCUACAGCUGUUAACAGAGCAAUUACCAAUGGCCUUUUUACAUAUGUUUUUUUUUCUUUCAUGAGGAAUAAUAUGCAUGUAGAAAAGACCUACAUAAAGCUUCAUUUAUAUUCUUUUUAAAUCUGAUCUUUAUUUAAUAACUUAUGUAUGUUAGAAAGGUUUGCAUUUCUCGCAGUCCUUUUUGUGGUUUUUGUUUAAAACUAAUUGUAUUUUCUCUAAGAUGCAAACUGUUUGUUUUAUAGGCAGAUACAUGUCAUUCUGUUUUUUGCAGGGUAUGCACAUGUCCUACCUGUCCACUCUGAUUCUUCUUCAUUCAUUCUGUAAUCAAAUCUGGUAAAUGUGCACUGUACAUUACAUAUUAAAUAUUUUAUCUGCUUUUUCAUGCGCAGAAAUAUGUACUAGAA
Spea bombifrons (plains spadefoot toad) is the source of this 1450-nucleotide messenger RNA. It is a transcript of the gene RAB21, whose product is annotated as RAB21, member RAS oncogene family. Gene Ontology annotation, molecular function: GTPase activity; GTP binding. The transcript is spliced from 7 exons. The record is from RefSeq and is a predicted model, not a curated record. Gene Ontology annotation, biological process: Rab protein signal transduction. The coding region runs from base 223 to 879 and encodes 218 amino acids. NCBI's taxonomy places the organism in Eukaryota, Metazoa, Chordata, Amphibia, Anura, Pelobatidae.